This is a messenger RNA of Neurospora tetrasperma FGSC 2508, 2123 nucleotides long. RefSeq lists its product as uncharacterized. NCBI's taxonomy places the organism in Eukaryota, Fungi, Ascomycota, Sordariomycetes, Sordariales, Sordariaceae. Bases 91 to 2049 code for a protein of 652 amino acids. Gene Ontology annotation, biological process: regulation of cyclin-dependent protein serine/threonine kinase activity. Gene Ontology annotation, molecular function: protein kinase binding; cyclin-dependent protein serine/threonine kinase regulator activity. Gene Ontology annotation, cellular component: nucleus; cyclin-dependent protein kinase holoenzyme complex. The record is from RefSeq and is a predicted model, not a curated record. The transcript has 2 exons.
GAUAGACGCCGCGACAACAGGCAAACACCCAGACUUCCAGACGCCAGAUAGACACAGACAGACAAGAGACAACCAGCAGACAAUGCCAGGAUGGCUGCUCUAAUGGGUGACGUCUUUACCGAUACUCCGCGCUUCCACGACAGGAUGCACCCUCAACACUCCUCGUCCCACUAUCAAAGCCCCUCCCACUCCUCCUCCUCGCCAUCAACGACCACCUCGUCCGCGGCCGCCACCCGCCCAAGAACGACCUCGAUCCAUAACCCUCAGUCUCGCCCGACCCCGAGCCCUAGGAGGCAGGCCGCCGCAAUCGCUACGACUCCAAUUCCACGAUAUGCUUCCUCUUCGCAGCAACAGCAACCUCAAGGCUGGAUGGAGUCCACCCCAAGCACCGAUGACGCACAGGCAAAGCACCACCAAGAGUUCACCGGAGGCGCGUCCCGUUUCCCUUCCCCACCUUCGUCUGCUUCUCCAAACAGACCCCUCCGACAACAACAACAACAACAACAACAACAACAACAGCAACAACAGCAGCAUGGCGUCCACGAAACGGUCCCAACAUCGGCGCAUGACCCGUCUUCGGCUUCGUCUUCUACCGCCUCAUCUACUAGCACCGCAGCCACCGUAGUGCCUGCCGACCAUUCUGGGGGUGGGAGAGGUAUCCCCUCUCCGGCUCCGGACGCCGACAGCAACGGUCGCAGUUGGAACUCGUCUGUCCAGCACAGCCACCGCACUGUUCCGUCCAACAACCAUCUCCCAAUCGAUGACCGACCCAACACCCCCACUGCUCGCGUCCCCAACUACCAACAAGCCCACCAACUCCCUCCUCCACCCCAGCCCAAGGUGAUCAAGAUCCGCGACCUCCACCACAUCCAAACGCUCGUUUCACAAGAUGGCCACCCGCUCUCUGCCUCUUCCGGAACUGGCAAUGGCAUGCUUACCGACGACCCCUCGCUCCAACAAAUGCGCUACGAAAUCAGCGGGAUGCCCAUCUCGGAUAUCAUCGAAAUGGUGGCGGCGCUUUUGACCAAGAUCACGACUACAAACGACUUACAGCAUGACGCAUUGCAGAGGAAUCAGGUGCAUAUGAGGCAGGCGGAGGCGCAGGCGAGACACCAAGAGGAGCGACAACGACGAGAGAAGGAAGGCGAGGAGAGUAGCGGGGGCCGAGGCCGGAAUGGGAGCAGUAGCGGAGGGCCAGGAACUGGGAAUGGCGCAGGGAGCAGUAGGGAGGUCGGACACAGCAGCAGCAGCGGACACAUGUCCCCCCUUUCCUCUUCUGUCCUCGCCUUCCACGGUAAGAACGUGCCGGCCAUCACCAUUCUCAGCUACCUCACCCGCAUCCACAAAUACUGCCCCACCACAUAUGAGGUGUUUUUGUCACUGCUGGUCUACUUUGACCGCAUGACGGAAAGAGUUAACGAUAUGGUGAUGAAAAGCGAAGAGGAGCGGAGAAGAAGACGCCACGAGGAGCAGCGUGCCCGACAGGAAAGGGAGAAGCAAGCUGCUGCGACGGCGGGUUACGAAAAGGGGACGGCAGAUGAUCCAGAUGUCCCUAUGCGGGAUUCGCCUGAUGAUGACAAGAGACAUGAUAGCGACGAGACAGACUCGGACUUGGCCGACGAUGACGACGAAGAGAUGCCGGAUGAGCCAAGGCAGGGUGGUGGGAGCAGGAGGACAAGGGAACAGGAAGAGGAGGAUGAGCAGGCGACGUAUUUUGUCGUGGACAGCUUCAACAUUCACAGGUUGAUCAUCGCUGGAGUGACGUGCGCGAGCAAGUUCUUUAGCGAUGUGUUUUAUACUAACUCGCGUUAUGCUAAGGUCGGCGGCCUUCCCCUCCCAGAACUCAACCACCUCGAGCUCCAAUUUCUCCUUCUCAACGACUUCCGCCUGGCCGUUCCUGUCGAAGACCUCGAAGCAUACGCCACCAUGCUGGUAGAGUUCUAUGCCAGGGAAGUUAUUGCGCAGACGACACGAGGACGACCUAGCGCUUCUGCUAGUGCCACUACUGUUGCUGGGUCGAGUCAUGCUGGUGCUUCGGCAGCGGAAUAGAAUACUGUUAUUGCCGAUAGCUUGGCCGAGGGAAUGGAGGGAUUAGGUCUUUCAAAAAAGUGAAGAGGAUCCGG